Molecule: messenger RNA, 2798 nt
Organism: Ctenopharyngodon idella (grass carp)
Lineage: Eukaryota; Metazoa; Chordata; Actinopteri; Cypriniformes; Xenocyprididae
Gene: ldlrad2
Product: low density lipoprotein receptor class A domain containing 2
Exons: 5
Coding region: 271-1413 (380 amino acids)
Molecular function (GO): protein binding
Source: RefSeq, a predicted model, not a curated record
ACGCAUAAAUUUGACAAAGAGGCUUCAAAGGCACAAAAGCCGGGAUGAUGAACAAGGAUUAAGCUCGACGCAUCUGAGACGCCUAUAGACAAAAACUCCUGCUUCAAAAGCAUUAAAAGACGCUUCUGGGGUGUUUCACGGGCUAUAUGUCGUCUUUAUAAAUUAGGGGAAUGUUUGGUUUUCGCGAGAGUAGACUUUUCGCGAUACAAAUGCGACAGAUCAAUUGCGUUUAACAUUGGAGGAGCAAGUGCCUUUGCUUGGACACCCGAGAUGGACACAGUAAGAUGCAUUCAGCACCUGUCAGGAUGGUUUGUUCUGUUCAGCUUAAUGACACGCCAGAGUCACUCCAUUGAGACAGUCAAUGUGGUGGACUUCUGUGGACAGACGAUACAGGGGGACGGCAUGAUUGUAAAGUCCCACCAAGAGUCCCGGAAGUACUACUUUGUCUCCAUGGGAACAGAUUGCCACCUCACCAUGCAGUCUGCCACCCCCCGAGACAAGGUGCAGUUCUACUUCCGCUUCUUCCUGGUCUACAGCCUGCUUAGAGUGUCACCGCACAGCCCCCCACCCCUCUUCCCGGAAUCACCCAGGGGGUCCUCUUCAUCUGGCCCAACGCGGCCCGACCUGAGCUUGGAGCCAACCACCAGGGAGGGGCCAGAAGACCCCUGCCAUGCUGGCUCUUACAUCCAGUUCUAUGAUGGGAGGGAUAAGUCCGCACCCCCAAUUGGCCCUCCACUCUGUGGGAAGAGCCCUCCCCGACCGGUCUUGUCAACGGGCAAAUUUCUAACUCUACGUCUUGUGACACGAGGAACUCAGCCGAGGGUGGACUUUGUUGGAGACUUCACUUCAUUCAGGCUGGGUUUUAACCAAUCGGAGUGCAGUGGACAGCCUUACUUCAACUGUCGGAAUGGGAAGUGUAUUCCCAUGAGUCUGGUUUGUGCAGAUGAUAAAGGCAUUGACAACUGUGGUGAUGGCAGUGACUUAAUCGAUUACCCUGGUUGCAGUGGUCCUCUAUCUACACCCAGGCCCCCGCAGCACCCUGUUACUCAGCCAGCACGGAUGCUGAACGUGCCUACUCUGACAGUGUCCACUUUAAAGAACUGUGCCACUCCGAACGCAGUUCCUGAUCCGGAUUCUGUGACUGAUUCCCAGUCUUCCAUUUCUCUGCUGGCGCUGUAUGUGGUUCUGGGUGUGACGGCCGGCGGGGUUCUCACGUGCUGGUGCUGUUGGGCCCCCGGCUGGUUCCUGUGGCGAGUGAGUGUGUUUCGUUUCUUGCCCUGCUGCAACUCCUGCUGCGCGUCCUGCCAGCUCUGCGGGCGGAGCUGCUCGCAAAACAAGGACCACCGAUUGGCUAAGGUUACACCAGAAGGAGCUGCAACACCUGUGUCUUCUACCACCACUGUGGCUGUGUAAAUACACUCAUCUGAUGUAGCCUAGCUCCAUAAAAGACUCAUGAUGGAGAUACAGUUAGGAAGUGGUAUAACAGUAGAAGUGUUUUUUUGUUGUUGUUGUUUUGUUUGUUUUUUUGAAGAAUUGCCAGGCGGUGGACUUUUUUCCACUGAUAUUUUUUGUUUUAAAAAAUGAAAGAACAUAAUUCAACAAAAUCUGCUAUUUGUGAUAUGUAUUUGAUACUGGAUCUGUGGAAACAACAUGAGUUGAGAUUUCUAGUUGGUUUCGCAAAGUGAAAAAGGAAAGAAUUCCACUCUAUAUUACCUCAGUGGGAUACAGCUAACACUAGGACAAUCCAGCUUCAAAGGACUGGAAAUAUGUUUUAUUAUUAAAACUUUCCAAUAAAAUGCUCAUUACACUAGCAGAGAGCAUUAUUAUAGCUGUAUUUUUCCAGGAGUUAUUGGUCACUAUCCUCUCCUGCAGAUGACAAUAUUGUGAAUGUUACUUUUUGUUUUUGGACCAAUCUGUAUCCUGCACAUGUGCAGUAGUGACUCUUAAACUUAUAGAUCUAUUAUAUCACAUAUGAAGACUGUAGAUUCAAGAUGAUGCCAAAAAAAAAGGUGAAAAGUGUUUUUUUAAAGACCAAAUCUUGCAUUUUCACUGACACAUUAGGUGUUUGCGAAUGUGAUGUGCAGGAUAACUGCUGUAAAGUACAUUAAAAAAAAAAAAAAAACUUUAUAGCCAGAACUAGUAAAUAUUUACAUUUUACAAAAGUAAAAUGUAGCUAGUAAAUAUUAUUAAAGGAUCUACAAAGUGGCCAUUUUUAACAGUCUGAUGCACAAAGUAUUUAAUCCCAAGGAAAAUAUAAUUUUAAAGGGAUAGUUCCAAAAAUGAAAAUUCUGUUAUUAAUUACUCACCCUCAUGUCGUUCCAAACCCAUAAGACCUUCAUUCAUCUUCAAAACACAAAGGAAGAUAUUUUUGAUGAAAUCCGUGAGCUUUUUGUCUCUCCACUGGUAUCAAUGCAAUUUACACAUUCAAGGUCCAGAACAAUAGGAAAGACAUCAUUAAAGUAAUUCAUGUGACUCAGUGGUUUUCCCCUCAAUUUUAUGAAGCGAUGCAAGUGCUUUUUUUGCACACACAAAAAAACAAAACAUAAUUUACCACUUUAUUUACAAAAAUAUUGACCUGCAAUCCAGUAGGGGGAGCGCCACGACACAUGCGUGUUGUGUUGACUCAAGACUGGAAGUUGUUCUGUAAAUGCGAUUUGGAUAAUAUUAUUUUGUAAAUAUAGAGGUAAAUUAUGUUUGCUCUUGCGUCGCUUCAUAAAAUUGAGGGUAAACCACUGGAGUCACAUGGAUUACUUUAAAGGGUUAGUUCACUCAUUUAUUACUCACCCUCAUGCCGUUCC